GGGAGGUGAAGUUCCGGGCAGACCGCGGGCCAGUUGGCGGAAGCGCGGGCCGAAGUGCCUUUGGCUGCUGUGCAUAGGCGGCGGGCGCGCCAGUGGCGGCGCCCUCUGGCUGUGUGAGCAGACGGCGGCGAAGCCCCUGGCAACCAUUAAUCAACCCUCUGUCUCUGUUCUGGACAUUUCAUGUAAAUGGGAUCAUACAAUAGGACUUCCUGAUUCCAAACCAGACGCGAUCUCCAAGCUGGAGCAGUGGGAAGACCCCUGGACUGUGGAGAGAGAUGCCCCGAGAGGUCCAGGGCAAGAAGGUGCAGUGUACAACCAACAGGAAAGAGUGGACCUCCGUCACCCACAAGGUGUCCACACUGAAGAGGGCACACUGGCAUGUGGCGGAUGGGAGGAUGCCUUUGGCAAGAACACAAGCUUCCUGAGCUCUCAGCGGAUUCCUGACAGGUGGAAGCUCUAUGUGUGUGAAGAGUGCGGGAAGGCCUUUGGGUAGAGCUCAAAUUUCAUUCAGCACCAGAGAACCCACACCGGCGAGAAUGUGCCAGGAGUGCAGACGCGUCUUCAGCAAGAACUCAUCCCUGGUUAAGCACCAGCACAUCCACACAGGCGAGAAUCCCUACAUGUGUGGCCACUGCAACAAGCGCUUCCGGGAGAACUCGUCCCUGGCCAAGCAUCAGUGGGUGCACACAGGUGAGAAGCCAUACGCUUGUGGUGACUGCGGGCGCACCUUCAGCCAGAGCACCCACCUUGUGCAUCACCAGCGAGUCCACAGUGGGGAGAAGCCAUUCACCUGCUGUGAGUGCGGCCGAGCCUUCGCUGACUCCUCAGCCCUCCUGAUCCACCACAGAACCCACGGGGAGAAGCCCUAUGAGUGCCAUGUGUGCUGCAAGGCGUUCAGCCUCAGCUUGUCCCUGGCUGAGCACAUGCGCUGCCACACGGGAGAGAAGCCAUAUGUGUGCCAAGAGUGUGGGAAGGCUUUCAGCCAGAGCUCAUCCCUCAUCAAGCACCUGAGGACACAUACAGGCGAGAAGCCGUACAUUUGCAGUGAGUGUGGGCGCGCCUUCAGCCAGAGAUCCUCCCUUACCAAGCAGCAGCGGGUGCACACGGGUGAGCGGCCCUACAUGUGCAGAGAAUGCGGGAAGGCCUUCAGCCAGAGCUCCUACCUGACCCAGCACCUCAAGAUCCACAGUGGCAAGAAGCCAUUCAUGUGUGGGGAGUGCAGGAAACCCUUCAGUGACUCUUUGGCCUUGGUCCACACAGGAGAGCAGCCCUAUACGUGUGGGAAAUGUGGGAAGGCCUUCAGCCAGAGCAAGUUCCUCACCCAGCAUGAGCGGAUCCACACUGAGGAGAAGCCUUUCGUGUGCGGCGACUGCGGCAGGACCUUCAUGCAGAGCUCCUCCCUCGCCCUCUACCUGAGGACUCACACUGGGGAGAAGCCCUACAAGUGCAAUGAGUGUGGCAAGGCUUACAUCCAGAUGUUACACCUCACCGAGCAUUACCGAGUGCACACCAGGGAGCAGCCCUAUAUGUGCAAUGUGUGUGGCAAAGCCUUUGGGCGGGGCACACACCUCCUGCAGCACCAGCGUGUCCACGUGGGUGCCAAGCCCUUCACAUGCGGCGUGUGUCGGAAAACCUUUCCAGAGGCUGCGGCCCUCAUUCUGCACCAGAGGAUUCAUGCUGGAGAGAAGCCCUUUGAGUGUCACAAAUGCAGCAAAUCCUUCAGCCAGAGCAGGUCCCUGGCCCAGCAUCAGAGCAUUCACUCCCAGGGGGAGAUCGUGAGACCAUGGCAAGUAUCAGAAAUCCUUCAAACACUGUUUGGUUCUCAUACAUCGGUGACGUGGGGAUGUGCCCAGUGUGGCAGAGACUUGUCCUUGAUGUGUUGUCCUCCAUCCUGCGGAGGGCCAAGUGUCAGGAACCCUGGGCCAGCGCAGAGCAGACCGUGUUGCACAUCUCACACUUCUAUCUUCAGAGUCACCUAGUUGGAUGAGAAAGCUGGUAGUGGGCCUCAGAUCCAUCUUCUGGACGCUUCUCCAUAACCUUCAAAGGGAACAAUGACCACCCCCAAUUCUUCUCCACUGUACAGGUUCACCCAGAUGCCCACCAGCUGGUAGGAUCCACAAGUGUGAACAGUCUUCCUCUCAGCAGGCCUGGAACAGAGCUCAUUUCAAAGUUUUUGCCAAAGCAAAAAUGUAAUUAAAAGAAAAAAAAGGGGGGCCGGCCCCAUGGCUGAGUGGUUAAGUUCACGUGCUCCGCUGCGGCUGCGCAGGGUUUCGCUGGUUCG
Molecule: messenger RNA, 2281 nt
Organism: Equus caballus (horse)
Lineage: Eukaryota; Metazoa; Chordata; Mammalia; Perissodactyla; Equidae
Product: zinc finger protein 135-like
Biological process (GO): urogenital system development; regulation of transcription by RNA polymerase II; embryo development
Cellular component (GO): nucleus
Molecular function (GO): RNA polymerase II transcription regulatory region sequence-specific DNA binding; DNA-binding transcription factor activity, RNA polymerase II-specific
Source: RefSeq, a predicted model, not a curated record